Eremomyces bilateralis CBS 781.70 is the source of this 714-nucleotide messenger RNA. RefSeq lists its product as uncharacterized. The record is from RefSeq and is a predicted model, not a curated record. NCBI's taxonomy places the organism in Eukaryota, Fungi, Ascomycota, Dothideomycetes, Eremomycetales, Eremomycetaceae. The transcript has a single exon. Bases 1 to 714 code for a protein of 237 amino acids.
AUGCAAUCGAGCUCGGUAGAUGAGGAGAUACGCAAAGCUCUUAAACCGCUUCAGAACGGUCUUGAGAAUGUCUUUUACAAUGCAAUAUCUGGAGCAUUCUCUCGACUCCGCGAGCGCGACCUCUCCGAUAACUCUCAGCAUAAUCAGAACGAGAUCCUGCUACAGGAUACCCUAUAUUCGCGUUCUAGCUUAGAAGAGUGGCUAGAAAGACCUUUUUCUCCGCCUGGCUUAUGCUCCGAGGCCACUACAGCGCUCCGAGAACAGGUUCUGGCAGGCCGACAGAAGCAAGUCCCGAUUAAGGAGCUUCAAUCUCUAAAGUCCUUCUGGUCGACUUCAUUACAACAGGACUACGGACCUUACGCAUCCUUUAACCGUGCCUCCCUCCACCAUGAAGCGAAGCAACAUUUGGAGAAUCAGAGACUUCAGGAUAGUAUCAAUGCGCAAGAAAAUCCGCCAACGAACAGAAGGCAAAGAAUUAUGCGGACCUAUCGCCACGUCACGAUUUCCUCGUCUGAGUCAGAUAUCCUUUCAAGCGAUACCGAUACGAAUCGUUCAUUUCAGUCGAGAAGUAGCUAUAUUCCUAUCGAUGAGAUUAUUAGCGAUACUAGUGGUCUACCAAGACAGGAUGAGGCUACUCUUCUACAGGCAGAGGAACCAGCUCAUCUUAUUCCUCAUCAACCGCCAGUCGGAUGGCCUACAUUUCAACAGGCGUAG